Exophiala mesophila is the source of this 921-nucleotide messenger RNA. RefSeq lists its product as uncharacterized. The transcript is spliced from 3 exons. The record is from RefSeq and is a predicted model, not a curated record. Bases 1 to 921 code for a protein of 306 amino acids. NCBI's taxonomy places the organism in Eukaryota, Fungi, Ascomycota, Eurotiomycetes, Chaetothyriales, Herpotrichiellaceae.
AUGUUUGCUUCCGCUUUUGCUACUGGUGAGUUGGUCCUCUUUGUUCCUCGAACCCGGCUCAAUGAGUCUCGUUUGCGCGACUGCUGCUCGUCUGAUAUAAAGCCAGAUACUGUCCAAAUGAACCAACCAAUUAAUGCCCCCACGCAAAAAAACAUUGAAGCGAUUCAAAGUUCAAAAGUGGAUUAUGUUGAUGAUGUGGGGAUCUCUCUUGCGACGGCCGAUGGCUUGGUGACAGAAGAUGGCAAAGAAAGAAGAGUUGACAUCAUUGUCACCGCGACGGGCUUUAAGAAUGACUUCCUACCACUGUUCCCAACCAUCGGCAAGGAUGGACGAGCUUUGAGCAAGUAUUGGGCGACCGACGGUCCGAUUGGAUAUCCCAAGACUUACUUUGGGAUCAUGGCACCAAAGAUAUCCAACUGGUUUGCCCCAACUGGUUUGCCGUGGUGCAGCUCCACUAACCAUAUCAAGGCCAACAGUAACGGGCUAGGUGGCACAUUCCCUCUCAACACCGAGAUAUCUGCAACCUAUAUUGCCAAAGUCAUUCGCAAGGUCCAAGGCCAAGGAUAUCUCGCCAUCUACCCAUCAGAAGAAGCCACCGACGACUUUGACGAGAUCAUCGUCCGUCACUUUGAAGACAAGGCCAUCACUGAUGAUUGUGACGGCUGGUGGAAAGCUGGAUUCGGCAAAUCACGCCCGCUCCUCUCGUGGCCCGGUAGUGGUCACCACCGAUUCGGCAUCACCCGCGAUCCACGGUGGGAGGAUUUCGUGUUUGAAAGGACUGAGCAAGGGAACCGAAACCGUUAUGAGUAUUUUGGCAGUGGACACACUGAGAGAGAAAAGAAUGGCAAAGAGAUUCUAAAGUACCUCAGAGAGGUAGGUACAGUUGAUCUUGAAACUGUGCACGAGGCAUGGAAUGAAUGA